AGAAAACAGCCGCACUUUGUCGGCCGGGAAAAUUGAAAACCCCGGGGCUCAUUACUCUAUUGCAGGAAGUGGAAAAUUAUUCCCCUCCGUUGAUGUACGAAGCAAUAUUAUAAAUUAUAAACCUAUUCGGCUAUUCCUCUUCUCACCUACCAUCUCCCACCACCGGAGACGAACGAUAAUUAAACUACGAAACAAUCAAUCCCUGAACUCCGCUCACCGGAACUUCAUCCCAAAUCCUUAGCUCCUCCUCCUGUAACCAGCCAUGGCUUUCGAGAAGAUCAAGGUUGCUAACCCCAUCGUCGAGAUGGACGGAGACGAAAUGACGCGAAUCAUCUGGAAGUCCAUUAAGGAUAAGCUUAUUCUUCCGUUUUUGGAAUUGGACAUUAAGUACUUUGACCUUGGCCUUCCUCAUCGUGAUGCAACUGAUGAUAAGGUUACCGUUGAGAGUGCUGAGGCUACUCUCAAGUAUAAUGUUGCAAUCAAGUGUGCAACAAUUACACCAGAUGAAGAUCGAGUCAAGGAAUACACGUUGAAAAGUAUGUGGAGGAGCCCAAAUGGAACAAUCAGGAACAUUUUGAAUGGUACUGUGUUCAGAGAACCAAUUAUUUGUAAAAAUGUCCCUCGGCUAAUUCCAGGUUGGACUAAGCCUAUUUGCAUCGGUAGGCAUGCUUUUGGUGAUCAAUAUAGAGCAACAGAUUCUGUCAUUAAGGGGCCUGGCAAACUCAAAUUGGUCUUUGUUCCAGAAGGCGAAGGUGAGACUCAAGAUAUGGAAGUCUACAAUUUCACAGGUGCUGGUGGGGUAGCUUUGUCCAUGUACAACACUGAUGAGUCAAUCCGUGCUUUUGCUGAGGCUUCUAUGACCACUGCUUAUGAGAAGAAGUGGCCGCUUUAUCUUAGCACAAAAAAUACAAUUCUGAAGAAGUAUGAUGGAAGAUUCAAGGACAUAUUUCAAGAAGUAUAUGAAGCCAGCUGGAAGACAAAGUAUGAGGCUGCUGGUAUAUGGUAUGAGCAUCGGCUCAUCGAUGAUAUGGUAGCUUAUUGCCUUAAGAGUGAAGGGGGCUAUGUGUGGGCAUGCAAGAAUUAUGACGGAGAUGUGCAGAGCGAUAUGUUAGCCCAAGGCACGUUUUGGAUCUCUUGGAUUGAUGACUUCGGUACUGCUUAUUUUCUUGGUCUUGGCAUUUACCGCUGCUCAUAUUGUGUUACACUUAGUUCUGAAAUCAUUGAAGGGAGAACUUUUUACAAUUCCCCUGAUGUGUGCCCAGAUGGAAAGACUAUAGAGGCAGAGGCAGCACAUGGUACAGUCACCCGCCAUUACAGGGUUCACCAGAAAGGUGGUGAAACCAGCACAAACAGUAUUGCAUCUAUCUUUGCUUGGACAAGAGGACUUGCACACAGGGCAAAGUUGGACGACAAUGCUGCACUCUUGGAUUUCACCCAGAAGCUGGAAGCAGCAUGCAUCGGAGUGGUAGAGUCGGGCAAGAUGACCAAAGAUCUUGCUCUGAUUAUUCAUGGAUCCAAGCUGAGCAGGGACACCUACCUCAACACGGAGGAGUUCAUCGAUGCUGUUGCUGCUGAGUUGAAGGCUAAGCUCUCUGCUUGAUCAUCAAUGCCAAUCGCAGGACUCAGGAGUACACUUUGGAAAGUCUGGAGGAGAUUUGCUUACACAAAUAAUCAAAGGGUUUGGGAUAUCAGUUGGACUUACGAUCUGGGUCGGAUGUCUUCAAUCAGAUUUUUCUUUCAAUUGGAGGUUGGAUGUCAACCCGCUGCUCAUGCUGUUGCGUUUCUUUCCUGCUUAGUGGGUUGCGAAUGUGAAUGGUACUUGUUUUCAAUCAAAACUAAAUGAACAAUUUGGCUCAUGUUGGGGUUUUGAUUAGGUUUUACGUUAGUUUGCUAGUGAGAUUGCGCAACUCGACUCGGCUCAUUUGCGGUACUACAUUUGCGGUACUAGUUCACAUGCUAAAUUAUCAUCCACUCAAAAGACAUUCCACUAAUCAUUCACAAAAUCGAAACAAUAGUUCAACACAAAAUCCUCAAAAAGUUUACUACCAAGUGGAAUAGAAAAACAAGGAAAGGGAAUUUCACUUGGAAUUCCACGACUAAAACAAAUACUAACGCUGCUAAUAUUCUUUCACCACUACCAGAAACAGGGUUUUAUCACUCAAAAGCCCACUGGUUCUCCCUGCGAACCUCUUCUUCUUCCUCCGGGGUAAAGUCGUUGACGAUGUUGAAAAGCUUCCUGAUCUCCUCCGGGGUCUUGUCCUUGAUCAUGUCCGCCACGGUCUGGCAGGUAAGAUCCAGCAGAUCCUUGAUGUUCAGGUAAUUGGCAGCCAGAAUUAGGUCGAAGAGCGUCUCCUGAUCGACCUUCACGAAAUCCGCGUCCCAAGUCUUCAGGCCGUCGUCCGCGCCGGCGGCAUUGGCGGUGGCGCCGUCAGGAGACCCUUGGUGCUUCUUGCAGUACUCGAUCACCAUGGCCAGGAUCUUGCCGGUGACGUUGGGGAGAGGGAUUCCGUUGUCGGCGCAGUCGUCCUCGAUCAUGUGCUUGAUCGUCUGGGACUGCAUCGCCACCGCCUCCUCCACUUCGAACGACUCGCCGUCGCUGCUCUUCAGGGUGAUGACCUUCUUCUCUGCCGCCGCGGCCGUCGACAUUUUGGCGAUUGCUGCGAG
Molecule: messenger RNA, 2664 nt
Organism: Linum tenue
Lineage: Eukaryota; Viridiplantae; Streptophyta; Magnoliopsida; Malpighiales; Linaceae
Source: the annotation of a GenBank genome assembly